Molecule: messenger RNA, 1839 nt
Organism: Necator americanus (New World hookworm)
Lineage: Eukaryota; Metazoa; Nematoda; Chromadorea; Rhabditida; Ancylostomatidae
Exons: 17
Coding region: 1-1839 (612 amino acids)
Biological process (GO): peptidyl-threonine phosphorylation; peptidyl-serine phosphorylation
Molecular function (GO): protein serine/threonine kinase activity; ATP binding
Source: RefSeq, a predicted model, not a curated record
AUGUUCAAAUAUCCUGGAAAACGGGACAUUGUAGGAAGUAAAACAGAUACAAGGAAGGUGAAUGAAACAGAUCCUGUUUCUUGGAUUUGUAUGAGACGAGCUGCGGGAGUGCAUAUGUGCGCAUCAAGGCACAAAAUUUCCGCCUUAUCCAGCCAAGAAGGGCGAAAACUCCCUCCAUCACUCAAAGCGGAAUACAGAAGAGAAUAUGAGAAAGAAAUCAAAGCAUCCAGAUCGACUCAGGAUACUACACCCCCUACGCCAAUUCAUCCUAUUGUUCGCUACAAAAAGAGGAGGUCAAUCUACAAGGAUGAAAGUCCUAGAAGUGGACUACGACCCAGUCAUACGUUGGAAGGAACGCGAAGUCGUAGCGAUUAUGGAAUCGUUUCGCAAAUGCAACGAAUGGAAGAGCAACGUAAGUUAAGUGACUACGGACUUCUUCCUCCUGUUGUUCUUCCGUGCGUUCAAAUAUCAUCAGUUAGUCUACCGUCGCGAAGUUCAACCCCAUCCAGAUUUCAAAGAGGUCGUCAUUCUUGGAAAAACCGAUUUCAUUGGGGAUUUUCGUCUCCGAAUAUGAGAAGCGCACCUGUACCGGACGCUGAGUCAUUGGUCACUCCAAGUUCCUCGGUCCUCCGAUGUACUGCCAGUGUGCCAAAAUCCAAGUCGAUCACAUUCUGUGUUCCGUCAAAGGAUCCUCUACAAAAAUCCAUUAAAACCAGCAAUGUCUUGUCACGAAUGGCUGAAACGUCAAGCUCAGAUGUGGUAAAUCCACGUCGAAGCAGUGUAUUCGUGAAACGAGGAUCUGUCAGUAUGGAACCGAUCAAAAAAGUCAAUCUUGAAGAUGUUUAUCAUGUUUAUAAACAGCUUGGAACAGGCCGAUUUGGUUACAUAAAAUUGGCCGAACAUAAACAAUCGAAACAAAAAAUUGCCAUUAAAUUUUUUCCGCGACCUCAAAUAAAGCAGGUCGAUUUUGUGCGAGAGUACAACUAUUCUUUCUUCUUAUCUCCACAUCCACAAAUAAUUGACACAUAUGAGGGCAUGUACCAGGCAGGUGACGACUCUGCGUUCUUCUUCGUCCAGGAAUUCUGUCCAAGAGCCUCACUAAGGGAAGCAGUGGAGGCCACAAAUCAACAAGGGAUUGGUGAAGCAAACACGAAAAAAGUUUUUGGAGCUGUUCUAUCCGCAAUUGAGUUUAUGCACAAUGAAAAUCUCGUUCAUCGUAACCUCAAAGCAGAAAAUAUACUUCUUUUCGACAGUAACGAUUUCUCCAAAGCGAAACUCACCGAUUUUGGACUAACACGAAAAGUGGAUGCUACGGUGAAAUAUCUGGAAUAUGUGAAUAAUUAUCAUGCACCAGAACUUUGUGAAACAGUCGUCAACGAAGUUCUGACAGUGAAUAAAAGUACGGAUAUCUGGGCACUUGGAGUAAUCUUCUACUACUGUAUGAGAGGAAGAUUUCCAUGGCAAAAAGCAUCCAUCAUGUGUAAACCGUAUUGGGAAUGGGAACAAUGGUUGAAACGGAAAAAUCCAACGUUACCAAAACGAUGGACGCCGUUUAGCGAAAAAGCAUUGAAGCUCAUGAAAAAGACCCUCACUCCGCGGAUAAAAGAUCGAUGGACAGCAAAGGAUAUGCGAAAAUGUAUAGCAAAGGAAAAAUUGCUGAAACCAGUUAAGGGUGACGAUAAUGAUGUUUUUGUUUAUGUGCCAAGCGAAUUUGUCAAGCAUGAAGGCAAUGCUAAAGGCGAUGGGAAAAAGAAAAGCACUCUACAACAUUGGAUUAAUACCACAUUAUCUGCAAUGGCUGAGAUCAGUGAACAAGUCGUGUCAGCACGUGAUGAUUAA